Molecule: messenger RNA, 2454 nt
Organism: Mytilus trossulus (common blue mussel)
Lineage: Eukaryota; Metazoa; Mollusca; Bivalvia; Mytilida; Mytilidae
Product: F-box only protein 47-like
Exons: 10
Coding region: 230-1627 (465 amino acids)
Source: RefSeq, a predicted model, not a curated record
GUCAACAAGGUGCCCGUUUUCAUAGUUUAAGUCUUUUAGAUUGCUUUAGACAUUAAUUUGGAUAGAUUAUUGAAAUGUCUUCAUUCUUUAUCCUUUCGUUGUUAACAGAAUUUUGAAGAAAAGCGCACUGACAUAUCACUUUUAAGUACUUUGAAAAGAGAAUGAUCAGCAGAGGCAAAGCAGACGAUGCGCGCGACUGUCACCAGACGACACUUUUUGAGACUCGACAAUGAAUUUGGAUUCCAUCAGAAACAUGGAUAUAAAAAAGUUCUUACCCUGUAAAAAACUAAGAAGAUCAAACAGACUUGAAGGAAAAGAUAAAAUGUCACCAGAAAUUAAAAAAGACACCCUGUUAUCUUCACCAGAUGUUAAAGUUUGCAUGAAGUCUGCAGCACUUGGAUACUUUGAUUUGCUUCCUUUGGAACUUAAAUUUUAUAUAUUGAGAUAUAUGACAGUUGAGGAUAUAAGCCUCUUAGCAUUAGGAUCUAAAGCGAUGAGGAAUUUAGUAGAAGGUUUCAGAGUUUUGUCACCAAGUUUGUCCAACAAAGUAAUACAACAGCUGCAUGCAUCUAUUCAUCCACUGCCAACAGAAAAACUUGGUGAUUUUCUCAGGACUUUUAACAGACAGGGACUUCUGGUCAAAAGAACUACUUGUUUAUAUGCCACAAGAGAGAGACUGAAAAUAGUUAAUGAAUAUUUAACAAGGAUGAUGUGUGGAAAUGCUUGUAAAUGUGAAAAGAUGUCCCGCUGUAUAUCAUUGACAUGUUUUGGUAAAUUCCUACACACUGUUAUAGCUGGAUGGGAUGAUUCUGAAUGUGUUAGAACAUUUGACAUCCUUAACAGUCAUACUGCUGUCAACAAAAAUGUUAAAAUGAUUGUCAACUCAAAACCAGGUUUACAUAGCAGAUGUGAGUAUGAAAUCAGAUGUUACUUCAGGAGAAUAUUUUUAGACCACUGUCAGUCUAUAAAUGAAAGAGCUUUCUGGUUGACAAGAAUCUUGAAGCCCUGGCCAAUGGUUCACCAGUCUAGAUUAUUGUAUAUCCUGUAUGGCCCAACAUUAGAAGAGGAAAUUUUAUGGUAUGAGUUGUGUGAGAAUACACCCAUUGAUUCAGAACAGUCAGCCAAACAUUUUGGAGAGCUAGCUAAUGCCUUACAGAUCUUACAUUGUUACCCAAAAGAAUGGUCAGAAGACAAUAUAAUCAGUGUUCUUGAUGAACUCACAAGUUCACCUGAUGAGUGGCUUGCAGAGAAUGUUGCACACUUGCUGAUAUUGUGUGGUGAUGUCAUAACGUCAAAAAUGUUGAUUAGUAAAGCAAUUAAUGGUAGAAUAAUGGAACUGUCCAGCAUAACAACAUCUUUCUGUGUGGUAUGUGUGAAGAACAGUUUUAGUCUUUCAUAUGUUAUGACAAUGAUUCAAAAUAUCUUGGAUGCCAUGGACAAUGGCAAGAAGAGGUUACAGUUCUUCAACAGUGUGAUGGAUAUGUUCAGAGAACUCAUUUUAGACAUGCAUGAAUUUUCUGAUCCAGAAGAUACACAUGGUAAUGACAUGUACUAUAUGGUGACGGCCUUGGCAGAAUUUACAAAGAAAAUAAUUCAGCUAGCUUACAAAAAUUCCAUCACAUUGUGAUAAAGGAGGUCAAGAAACAAAAAUAGUGGGUAAAGAAUUGAAACAGUUUCUUUAACAAGCCAAGUUGUAGAAAGAUUUCUUUACAGGAAUUUAGAAGAGGUUUAGUCAUUGAAAUCGAUCUUGAACUGGAAACCAAGCAGUGUUAUUCAUUUUGAACUGAAAAUGGAAAUAUAUAGAGUGCUAAACAUACAACUAAGAGUAUUAGUGAAUAUUAUCUACUCUAAAGAGUUUGUGUAAAAAGAGGCAUGGGAAAUAGAAUGGCUUUUCCCUUAAUCAAAGACAACUGCCUUUUUUGUUUGCUGGAAAAAAGAAUAGACAAAAGUUAUUGAUGAAAUGUAGUGUGAUGCUGAAUAAGGAUUGGAAAGUAAAUGGUGAAAGGAAUGGUCCUUUAUGUUGGAUGUGUAAAAAUUUAAUAGUAUUAUAUGUUUGUUACUUUUGUUUUGGACAGAAGUUAAAGUACGGAAUGGAAAAAAAGCUUUUUGAACAUCAUGUCUUUUUAAUUGGGUUUAUUUACGGACAUUCUAAGUCAAAUGAGUGAUAUCUAGUCUGUAUUUUAAUUAAGUUGAUAUUUGUGUUCACACUGUUGAUAUUUUUAUUAAAUGUGAUAAUGUCAAAGAUAUCUGUGAUAAGACUUUGUAAAUAUAGAAUUGUUAAUGUUAAAAUAGGAUUGUUAAUGUUAAUAUAUAAUUGUUAAUGCUAACAUACCAGUAGUUGUUAUUGUUUUUAAUGAGCAGUUAUAUUAUAUUUAUGUUUAUUUCUUUAAUGAGCCGUCCCUGAUGACUUGAACAGGUACAUUUUCCCCUUUUAAACCAGCUCUAACUUCAAAA